CGGUUUCCCGACCCACAUGUUAUUAACAGAGAUUGUGUAACCCUUUAAACGUUAUUUACUUUGCCUGCAUCCCAUUUAGAGAUAAUCUAGGUGGUUUGGCGUCGCAGUAAUUCACUCAAGUCGCGACAUUGGAGGAAAUCUCGAUCAAAAAAUGCGUGAUGUGAGUAAAAACUUCAAUUUGCUUCCACCUUCGGUAUUGAAAUCAUUCAGGAAUUUAGCGUAUGGUGGCAAUAUUUAGACGUGGCAUCCGUCGCCUACUGUUUAAACAUUGGUCGUCCAAACAAAGUCUUUAGUUUUCAUCAUGUCUUCCAGGAGAAUCUUCAACAUAAUAGUUGUUACAUCAACGUUUUGGUUCUCCGUUACCGUGUUAGUGCUCAUGUUCAAUAGUGAGGUGACACGCGAAUCACUGACAAUGCUCAAUGCGCCAGUAGUUUUGGACAGUGAUGAACAUCACUACAUGAAAGGAGCUGGUGUGAAUCCCUUACGUCCUGUCGACCAUCAAAAGCACAUUAAAUACCCCUGGGAAAAGGAUUCUUCUGAAAAACCGGCUGCCAAAGACGGCCUUUUGUCUAGCGCUGCCAAAGCCGUGAAUGUUUUGGCGGGUGUUCUUCCGAAAAACCGCGGUUCGAGAACUCGAGAAGUUUACGACGCAAGCAUAGCGAAACGCACGAAUCCUGGUGGUCUCGGAGAAGGUGGUAAAUCGGCUUAUUUAACGUCCGAUGAGGAGAAAAAACUCGCGGAACAACAUUUUGGCGAUCAUUCUUUCAACUGGGUACUUAGCGACAAGAUUUCGUUGGACAGGACUUUAGAGGACGUGAGGGGAGGCCGUUGUAAGGCCAAACAUGACUCAUAUCCUAGCAAGCUGCCGACAACAACUGUUAUAAUCUGCUUCCACAAGGAACGUCUUUCUGUGCUGCUUCGCACCAUACACAGUGUCAUUAACAGGACACCACCUGAUCUGCUCAGUGGAGUUAUUGUUGUUGAUGAUUUCAGUGAGGAUGAGAGACUUGGUAAACCAUUGGACGACCAUGUUGCAACCAUGAGCAAAGUGACCGUGCUAAGGAACGAUAAACGGGAGGGACUUGUUCGCGCACGCUUAAAAGGUGCCUACGCUGCCAAAGGUGAAGUUCUCACGUUCCUUGAUUCGCACUGUGAGGCGACCCCAGGCUGGGCAGAGCCUUUGUUGGCUCGAAUUGCUGCGUCACGAUCCAAUGUUGUUUGCCCAGCCAUCGAAGUACUGAAUGCCGACACAUUUGCGUACCAAGGCUCUGCAAACGCUGAUCAGAGAGGAGGCUUCGGCUGGGAUUUGUUCUUCAAAUGGAAGGGAAUUCCCCCGGAAGAACAGAAACUACGAAAAGAUAGUUCGGAUCCUAUCAGGACGCCCACAAUGGCAGGGGGAUUGUUCUCCAUCCACAGACAGUACUUCUUUGAUCUUGGAUCUUACGAUGAAGAAAUGGACAUCUGGGGAGGAGAAAAUCUCGAGCUUUCCUUCAGGAUAUGGAUGUGUGGUGGUCGCCUGGAGAUCGUUCCUUGUUCACGCGUUGGUCAUGUGUUCCGCAAGUACACCAGCCCGUACAAAUUCCCGGAUGGAGUCGAGAAAACUCUCAACAAGAACUUCAAUCGAUUGGCGGAGGUCUGGAUGGACGAGUACAAGGAGCUUUACUACAACAAGAAGCCACAGGCGAGGAACAUGGAGUAUGGAGACAUCAGCAAGCGCCUAGAGUUGAGGAAGAGAUUAGGGUGCAAGAGCUUUAAGUGGUACAUAGAAAAUAUCUACCCUGAUGUCCAGAUGCCUGAGCUAAAUCCGCCAGCCAGUGGCGAGGUUCGAAACCCGGCAAGUGGAUACUGCUUAGACUCGCUUGGAGCCAAACCCGAACACUCAGCACGAAUGGGAGUUUAUAUUUGCCACGGACAGGGUGGAAAUCAGAUGCUGGUAUUGUCGUCAAAAGGUGAGAUAAUCUUUGAGGAAGAGAACUGUCUCGACGUGUCGAAGUCUUAUGCUGGGGCUCCUGUGGAGAUCUUGAAAUGUCACGGAAUGGGCGGCAAUCAGAAAUGGGAACACGACAAAAAAAGCGGAGUUAUCAAACACAUGAGUACAGGUCAAUGCCUCGAUCGUGGAUCCAGUGGAGACCAGUACGUCGCUAUGAAUCCUUGUGACGGACGCGAUUCACAGAGAUGGGUUUUCUCCAAGUACAAAGAUUCAUAACACCACCUGAAGGUCCCGCUAUGGAACGGGUUGAAUUUAUUUGUUAUAUGAAGAGAAUAUGAAGCAAAGAGACUGUACUCCCUUUGUGGGCCGUGCUCCUUAGGUAAUCUCUGUUAAGUUAUUUUUAGACAACUCACGUUUUUGCAGAUCCCGGAAGGAUCUAGACACAAUCAGUCUAGUGCCGCCUAUUUUUCUCGCGUGCAUAUCCUUUGUACAGUCUAUUUGUUCUUCACUAAAUCUUACGAGGAACACGUAACACAAGCGUCAUGUUACACGCAAGAAACACGCGAGGCUCGAGUGAUAUUGUUAUUUGGAGCCUCGACUCUAAAAUUACCAUAAAUGUAUUAAUUGGCUGCUGGGGGAUAAUCCCAGUCAUUUUAUUUCACCCAGAUUUGAUACAUACAGCAUGCAUGUCUCUGGUCGAAACGCUAUUAUAUUAAAAACGGAGACCAGUUUAGGCCUCUUAGUUUCCAAAAUACGUAUAUCUUCUUCUGCAAUGCCAUAAAACAAAUGACCAUAAAACUGCUAUUUUAGAACUUGAGAGAGGAAGAAGAAGGGAGGCUUGCAAGAAAAUGUUUUAAGCGGUGGACGGGGGUUUUAAUAGAUGGGGGGGGGGAGCUUAUUUGAAAGAAGGGCUUAUUAGAGAAGGGAAUGGUAGGUAGAGAAAGUAAAAGAGAAAGAGCGUAAUAGAGUCUAGUUGUAAAGAGAGAGAAUGUCGAUACAUUGAGGGUUCAAUUCUUGGGGGUGGGGCUAAGUAAAGAAAGCGGUUUGAAAGGGAGGGGGGGUCCUUAGAGCGUUGAUAGUAGUAACCUGAUAGAGAUUACAUUUAGAAUGAGGUCGAUAUUAGCGAGUUCUACGCAAAAAAUUUAUAUUGAUUGCGCUUAGAGUAAAGAAAAUAUUUAUAAACUUAAGUAUAGGAAUUUUGUUAGCUGUGCCAGUAACGUAGUUUGUGACAUACUCAAGUGAUUUGCUGAAUUCUUAAUAGCUUAUUACAAAGAAGAACAAAAAAAGCAGAAUUGACCAUUUUUGCAAAGUUUUUACAUUUUCGAUAAAUAUAGCAUAGUCGUUGGAAAAGAUUGAUUUUGAAUGGCGUUGUUACACUGUACUGACAGAAAAUGAAUUUCUUCGAAUCCUUUGUCCGUAAUCGAUAGCUGUCAUCAAACAGCUGUCAGAAAUUAAAUGUUUUGGUAAAGAUUUUGGUAAACAUCUCUCUGCAGGGCCUCGCUAUCGUGUGACAGUCAUUAAGGGUAUACUGAUACUUUUGUUGUUGUUGUUGUUGUUGUUGUUGUUGUUGUUGUUGUUUGUUUAACCGCCUCCUGGUUAGCUCAUUGG
This is a messenger RNA of Stylophora pistillata, 3538 nucleotides long. RefSeq names its product polypeptide N-acetylgalactosaminyltransferase 13. Lineage: Eukaryota; Metazoa; Cnidaria; Anthozoa; Scleractinia; Pocilloporidae. Gene Ontology annotation, biological process: protein O-linked glycosylation. Gene Ontology annotation, cellular component: Golgi apparatus. The record is from RefSeq and is a predicted model, not a curated record. Gene Ontology annotation, molecular function: polypeptide N-acetylgalactosaminyltransferase activity.